Molecule: messenger RNA, 3591 nt
Organism: Dissoconium aciculare CBS 342.82
Lineage: Eukaryota; Fungi; Ascomycota; Dothideomycetes; Mycosphaerellales; Dissoconiaceae
Exons: 2
Coding region: 1-3591 (1196 amino acids)
Source: RefSeq, a predicted model, not a curated record
AUGACACAAUCAAACCGAUCUGAUGCACAAAGGAACAACUCCUGUCCUGGCCAGGUCACACCGGCCGCUAUUUCACAGCCAGCGCGAGAUACCACGACAGCGUUACCAUCUGCACCAUCGCCCGCACGAGAUGCUACACCGCCGUCUUCCAAAUCGCCGCUGCGCCGGCCAAGUUUGCUCAAGCGCGCCAGCUCAGAGAAGGUAGGAGGAGUUGUGACGAGACGAUCAUCAUGGAUUUCGAACAUUAGCAACAAAUUCUCUUCGUCAUCGUCAUCUGUUCCUACGAAUCAGACACUCGCCACACCUGCACAAUCCGGUCCGGUUCAGUCAAACGGAACACCCUCCCCUGGUCUGCCGACUGGAUCAGCCAACGCCUCCAGAACGAGCCUACAAAGCGACAAUGGACAGGACCCAGAAUCGCCUGCCCCGACAAAAAGCAAAGAUGGAUCGUUCUUCUCCUCGCUCACGCGUAAAUGGUCAGCUGGAGGACAAGGGCAGAAUAGCGCGCCAAAGACUCAGCCGAAGGGCUCCAUAUGCGAGAGACGUAUACUGAACGUUGACCCGAAUCGAGAGCGGUGUACACUACGGGACGUAGACCCGAGUACUCUGCGCAAGGUAUCCUUCUGCGUUGAUGUCGAGAUUGCCACUGGGACGCGCUUCUCGAGCGACGAGGAAGAGGAGGUCGAGCCUGCAGUUCAUACUGCGGAUGCCAAAGCGAAGGAGCGAGCGGAGGGCGAAGCGUUUCGCCGCCCCGAAGCAAUUUUAGAAGAGGGAGAGGGCGACGGAGACGAUGCAACAAGUAUAGAGGAUAGAAGCGACGCUGUGGCCUCCUUGGACGAUACUGAUGGGAAGAAAGCCGAGACCCCAUCACAUCUUGCAGAGAAACCACAAGCUUCAAACGAAGCCAACGAUAGCCCUUCAAGCACAGACAAGAAGAAGGAGAAGAAGAAAAGAUCAGAAGAGGAGCGCAAAGAGCGCAAAGAGAAGAGGCGAAGACGGGCGGAGGAGAAUGGUUCCGUUCCUGUUGAGCUUUCAUUAGAUGCCGAUUUGAAUGAAGACGUCACACAGACAGCUACCACUUCUGAUGCCUCGAGCAAGUCCGGGACAAAUGCCAGCGCAAGCACGUCCGGCCAACAAGCCAGAGCGAACAGGCCCACCACGGAUCCCGUGCGCAUAUAUCGACGAUGCUGUCAACUUCGCGAAUCUCCUAUCCUCAAGCGAAUUACCGAGCAGCUUAUGUCGCCAUCGUGCUGUGUGCCGACCGAGCCGGGCGUGGUCUACUGCCUCGAUUUGACAGGAUCACGACUACAAUUGGCUGACAUGGUCACUCUCGGCGAUUGGCUGGCUGUGGUCCCGGUCAAGAAGCUCAUUCUAGAAGAUGCUGACGUACCCGACGAGGGACUACGAUGCAUUCUUGCUGGACUACUCGCGGCGACCAGGCCGCAGCCGAGUCGGCGCAAGAGCACAACUCCAAGACAUCGAGAUGGAAUCGUGACAAAGCCCCAUCAAGAGCGUAGCGGCGUCAUUGAACAGCUCGUGCUCCGGAACAACCCACGAAUUUCUCGCCGCGGAUGGAAACACAUUGGUUUGUUUCUCCACUUGUGCCGGUCCAUAAAGGCUAUCGAUUUGUCAAUGAUCAAGUUCCCCAAACCAGCUCCAGUGGAAAACGGAACAGGUCCGAUCAAUACCUCAGUAAGCUCUAUCAAAAGCACUGUUGAUCAAGAUGCCGCAGAGAUUUUUCAUAGAUGCUUGAGCGGGCGAUUAGCGAAGGACGGGCUCGACGAACUCAUUGUCUCGGAGUGCGCAUUCACUGCGAGACAGAUUGAGAGAAUGGUUGAUUGUGCAAUCGCUGGCGGCAUUCACAAGCUUGGACUAGCAGGCAACAACAUUGACGACGAAGGCCUGGAGCAUGUUGUGCGGUAUAUCCGCUCGGGGGUCUGUGGAGGCUUGGAUAUCGGAAGAAACGACCUGCGUGGCAAGCUUGAUCGAAUCGCCGAAGCUCUCAGCGCGCAGACAAGCAGAUCAUGCUGGGGUCUAAAGUUGUCAGGCUGUCAUCUCGAUGGCGGAUCCGUCAAGCGUCUGCUUUCAGUUCUAACGACACUACCGGAGUUUCGUUUCAUUGACCUCAGUCAUAAUCGCGAUCUCUGCAGCCGCGACAGUGACACAAUCUCACUCCUACGCCGGUAUAUCGGCAAGAUGCCUGAGCUCAAACGCAUUCACUUGACGGAUGUCGGAAUGAGUGCCAAGCAGGCCAUCGCCCUUGCGGACGUCCUAGCAGAGGCUCCCAAGCUUGCUCAUGUCGAGCUUCUGGAGAAUCCUAAACUAACCGCGCUUGCCAACGCAAAAGACGAGUCGAAUCAAGAAGAAGCUUGCGCUCUUUACGCAAGCUACAUGGCUGCGGUAAAGGUGUCCAACACCUUGGUCUCCAUCGACAUUGACGUGCCCAGCGCAGACAAUAGCGAGGUAGUCAAAGCACUGGCAAAGCAAGUCGUUGCCUACUCAUUACGAAACAUGGAGCAAUACGCGAUUGCGGAAUUGGCAGGCGCUGCUGACACCAUCACUAACAAUACGCCGGCGAAUCCGAUACGACUGAAGGAUAGCGAGCGGCAGCUCAAAGAAGUCUCGGUGCCGGAUGUCCUCAUUCACCUCAUUGGUCGCACCGAUGCUGAAGGCCAAGCCGAAACCGACGACCCAGCUCCAGACGAUGACUAUAUUGUUGGUGGUACAGGAGUCGUCAAAGCGCUCCAAUAUGUCCUUGGUGAAAAGGCGAGCGACCUCCGACGCAGCAGCUUGAACACACCCAUUACAGGAGCCCGCACUCCACGUCCCAGUUCAUCGGCUGGCUUCGAUCAAGAGCAGCGCGGUAAAGCGAAGAAGAUGAGCAAAAACCUGCUCGACAGUGCCCGAAAGAUCCGCGAGAGGCUCCGCCCAGCUCUGAUCAAGGAAGCGACUUGCGGAGAUGAGAUUUCAUACCGCCGCUUACAUUUCCUCGAUCAGACCCUCGCCAACAUGAUCGCGCGUUUCGAAGAGGAAUAUCCCGAAACACGCAUUGGUCCUGUUUCACCGCCACAGAUCCCUCUAUCCAUCGGCACCCGACCCGUAGAAAUCCCCGCGCCUCUAUCAUUAGACGAUCCCCAAACCGCCGUCGAUCCCGGCAGCAAGUCCGACGAAGACCCCGAGAACGACAUCAACAACGUCACACGACCCGGCGCCCGCCGCAACAACAGCGACGCAUCCCUCGCCUCACGGCGAUCCCGCGCCCUGGCCAUAGAAGAAGGCCAACUGCAUCGACUCGGCCAAAGCAUCCGGCGCUCCGUCGUCGACUCGCCAUCACUCGGCCCGGCGCUAGGCCACGGCCAGGAUGAGGCUGAGCGGCUCCGGACGCUGCAGGACAAGCUCGAGGCCAUUUCAGGCACCGAGCUCAAGUCCAUGGUGCAACAGGACGGCUGGACCAAGACGCUGGCCAAGGUCGGCGCGAACGUAGACGAUCUGCGGAUGUUGCAGGAGCAGGACCCGCAGGGAUGGGAGAUGUUCAAGGAGUCGCAGAUCAAGGCGAGGAUGAACCUUGAGAGGGACCUGCAGACAAUAUGA